Messenger RNA from Lingula anatina, 1057 nucleotides. RefSeq names its product S-formylglutathione hydrolase-like. Gene Ontology annotation, cellular component: cytosol. Gene Ontology annotation, molecular function: S-formylglutathione hydrolase activity. NCBI's taxonomy places the organism in Eukaryota, Metazoa, Brachiopoda, Lingulata, Lingulida, Lingulidae. The record is from RefSeq and is a predicted model, not a curated record. Gene Ontology annotation, biological process: formaldehyde catabolic process.
CUUGUCUUGGGUGAGUCACUUUUGUUCCUCCUAUUACUGAAGAAACUCACGCUGCCGCAAAUAGACUUCGAACUUUUGAUAAAUUCUGGCGAGUUUUAGGGCACUCACCAUGGCUCUGACAGAAGUUUCAAAGAACAAGAGUUUUGGAGGAUGGCAGAAAGUCUUCAGUCAUGAUAGCCAAGAACUGAAAUGCAAGAUGAAUUUUGGAGUUUACCUUCCCCCACAAGCUGAGACUGGAAAAGUGUCUGUCCUUUACUGGCUGUCAGGCCUCACUUGCACAGAGCAGAACUUUGUCACCAAGGCUGGGGCACAGAAGUAUGCUGCAGAGCAUGGGAUUAUGAUUGUUGCACCAGACACCAGUCCUAGGGGCUGUAACAUUGAGGGGGAAGAUGACAGCUAUGACUUUGGUUCUGGGGCAGGAUUCUAUUUGGAUGCCUCUGAAGAGAAGUGGAAAACCAACUACAGGAUGCAUUCCUAUAUUACCAAAGAGCUGCAACAGCUAGUGAAUGCCUCUUUUCCUGUCUCUGGGAAACAGUCAGUAUUUGGACACAGUAUGGGAGGUCAUGGUGCCCUGAUAUGCGCCCUGAAGAACCCUGGGAUGUUCAGCUCUGUGUCAGCAUUUUCUCCGAUCUGUAACCCCUGUGAGUGUGCCUGGGGACAGAAGGCAUUCACAGGGUACCUGGGCUCUGACAAGGAGGCCUGGAAGGCUCAUGAUGCUAGCUGCCUGGUAAAGAGCUACUCUGGACCCCCUCUGGGAGAUAUCCUCAUCGACCAGGGCAAAGAUGACAACUUUCUGGGUCAAGGUCAACUGCUGCCAGACAAUUUUGUUGCUGCCUGUGCCGAGGCCAAAGUACCAGUGGUGCUCAGGAUGCAAGAGGGCUAUGACCACAGCUAUUUCUUCAUCGCAACAUUUAUUGAGGAUCACAUAAAACACCAUGCUAAAUACUUGAAUGCCUAAGUCAGGCAUACGGCCACAGCCAAAGUGACAGAGAUCAUAAUUGGUGGGCAGAGAUCCCUCAUUCUAUCCAAUCCAGCGCCUUGUUACAAGUGUCCAAUA